Molecule: messenger RNA, 708 nt
Organism: Coprinopsis cinerea okayama7#130
Lineage: Eukaryota; Fungi; Basidiomycota; Agaricomycetes; Agaricales; Psathyrellaceae
Product: serine/threonine protein kinase
Exons: 5
Coding region: 1-708 (235 amino acids)
Biological process (GO): protein phosphorylation
Cellular component (GO): nucleus
Molecular function (GO): ATP binding; protein kinase activity
Source: RefSeq, a predicted model, not a curated record
AUGUCACAAGCACAAGCACAAGCACACUCACCACUCACCAUUGUCCUCCCCGCACCCGGCAUAGUAGGGCAGAUGAUAGCAGAUCGCUUCUGCUUGGCUCGUAUCAGAAAGGCGGGAAAUAGAUACCAGAUCCUGGAGGCCAUUGACACCAAGACCGCAAAAGAAGUACUCGUAAAGAUCACUCGCCGGAGCUUGGUCCAAGAACGUGUCUUGUGUCGAGAUAUUGCUUGGCUUCGAUGCAAUACGUCCGAUAGUCGAGUACAGAAGCUUCAAUCGGUCAUCAAAACUGCUCCAGACGUGGCCCUUGUUUUUGAACGCCACGGGAAGACACUUUCAGAUGUCAUGAAAGACGGGACGUUGACCCCUUUUUCGAAACGCUAUGUGCAGGAGAUUUGCCUCCAGGUCAUAAGUGGCCUUCAGUACCUUCACCGGACAAAAGUUGUCCACUCGACUCUUUCCCCGGACGUUAUCUGGCUGACCGAUGAUUUUGGUUAUCAGUCUCAUUAUCAUCGGGGAAGGGACGGUUUUGUUGAAAUGGUGAGGUAUGCCUUCAGUAAAUCGAACGUCACUGAUAUUACCUCGCAGAAAACUUUGAGGACUACCAAACUCCAGAUUGGGUAUUAUGGGCAAAUGAGUGACAAGUGCCCAGGAGCUAUUGUCGUCGAAGGUGUGGAUCAAUAUCGAGCACCGGAAGUGUUAAUGGGUUAG